CAAAAGGCUUAUGCCUGAUACUGCACUCAGUACAACUAUUAUUUGUACCAGGGAUACAUAACAUAGCCUUGUCGAUGAAUAAAACGGCACAAGAAAUGACCUUUUGGAUUUACUGGAAACUUCAACUGUCGCUGACAAAGGCAUGCAGGACAGGAGCUGAGUUUGACAUAUUAUUAGGGUUCAAAACAUAAGAAACUCAAAUAAUUAUUAUCCUGCCUGAUAAUCUUACACCGAGGAUGAUGUAAUAUCCAUGGCUCCAUUACUGUGACGAUACAAAGCAUCAAAGAACAAUGACAUAAAUGGGAAUUAAAAUACAGAAUAAUUGAAAUGAGUUCUCACAGUAACCAUUCACAGUGUGAUGAUUUUAUAGAACACAUUUUCAAUAAAUAUGCCAAAAUACAAUGCAAUGAAAUUGACAUACAAAAUCAGAAAGACUUCGUUAUAAACAUCAUUCAUAAUAUCGCAAAUGAAAUCAAGAGUAUCGACCAGAAUUUUACUGUAGACCGCGUCACAGGAACAGGAAGUUACUUCAGUGGAACUAAAGUUAUCGCACCAGACGAGUUUGAUUUCCUUACGAUUAUAAGAACUAAAUAUCUAGCCUUGGAGAAGGGCUGCAAAAAUGGGUUCAGCCAUGUUAAAGUGAUCAGUGAUGCAUUCAAGAGACAUUUGCUAAGUGACACUGUUAGAGGAAAAAUAAAAGAACGCUCAGUGAAGCAUUUUCCACAUGAAGUCCUAGAGGAUGACUACCUAAGCCCUUGCAUUAUACAAUACUUUUACCAUCUCGUCGACCAAGCUCUAGUCAAGCUGAAUGAGCGAAAUCUCGUUAAAUACAACAAAGAUGCAAAGAGAGUGAAAAGUGAGAAGGAAAUAGAAGGAGAAUUACUUGCCACUCAGAUGUGCAGUUGGACAUGGCCGUAUGGUCCCUAUAUCAAACUUUUAAUCCCAGGGCCUGUUUGCAUAGCAAGUGUCGAUUUUACAUUUGCUUUUGAAAUCUGGAACCCUGAUUCAGGUAAUUACCACCCCGUGUUAUUGAUUCCAAAAGCUCCAGCAGAUCUAUGUAAAUAUUUUACAGACAAAAUUGAUGAUAGGUCCAUCUAUGAUAAUUCAAUAUGCUGGACACAAACACUGAGUCACACAGAAACAAAAAUAAUCAAAAACUUCAAACCAGAACACAAGAAGAUACAAAUGGUUCUAAAGCUAUUGAAUGAGACUGAAUACCUGGGACAGAAGUACAGCGCAUUUGAUUCAUAUGCCAUCAAAACUUUGGUAUAUCACCAUGAUCAAAAGUGCACCAAUGUUGUAAAAUUAUCAGAUUGCUUCAGAGAGAUUGUUAACCAAAUUAAAGAUUUGUUAUAUGCUGAGAUGUUUGACAUACAAACAAAUGUGAGGAAUCGCCUCAUAUUUUCACUCAUCUAUGCGCGUAAAGUUGUUGAACAUUUUGAAUUUCUGAACUCAGAACUUGAGACAUUGAGGCCCUUCAAGCAUGAAAGAGAAAACAAAAAUAUUGAUGAUAUCAAAGAUGUUUUCUCCACUCUGAAAACACUAUAUCAAAAUAUAAUUCAUGAUGAUAAUCUUGGACACAAUGCUACCCCAAACAAUGCUGCACCAAACAAAGAGAAUCCAAAUGAUACAGCACCAAAGAAUGCUGCACCAAACAAAGAGGAUCCAAAUGAUACAGCACUAAAGAGUGCUGCACCAAACAAAGAGGAUCCAAAUGAUGCAGCACCAAAGAGUGUUGCACCAACCAAAGAGGAUCCAAAUGAUACAGCACUAAAGAGUGUUGCACCAACCAAAGAGGAUCCAAAUGAUACAGCGUGUGCUGCACCAAACAAAGAGGAUCCAAAUGAUACAGCACCAAAGAGUGCUGCACCAAACAAUGAUGAUCAAAAUGAUGCAGCAACAAAGAAUGCUGCACCAAACAAUGAUGAUCAAACCAGUGAUCCGGCAAACAAUCCUGUAUCACACAUGUCACAGAUGGAUGAUUACAUCAACAUUAAAACCUUUGUUGAAACAUUAAAUGAUAAAAGAAAAGUUGAAGAACUACAAAAUUCUUUUGCUGAAGUAUUCCAAUCUAUCCUUCAGAUCUAUGACAACAAAGCCAAUGCUGAUUCCACAGCUGGAAUGGAAUACAUCUUACAUCAAAUAUUUUUGGACUUUUACAAAACACGUCCAAAGUUUCUAGCAAGUAUGCAUGAUCCAGAAAAGAACAUUUUGGGUCAAUAUUUCCACAAUGUUGACUGGCUGAAACUGACUGAUGGUUGGAUGGAGAUUUGGGGAGUAACUCGUAAAAUUGCCAGAUCUCAUUUAGUGUCAUGUAGUUUUGUUGAACUUCUUGGGGCAAUAGAUGGCACUAAGGUAGAUGAGAUUAUAGUCAGGAGAGGAGAAAAUUCUGAAGACAGGGCCCAGCAAAGGACUGGAAUCAUGACAGGAGAGGAGAGUGAAAAUACUGUAAAGAAGGACUGGGAUAAACUGUUGAAAGAAAAAGCAACAACAUUUAACCACUUAGGUGAUCUUGAACCAAACUGGUUGUGGCAAUUUGUUGCUCGGGGCACAAAAGAGAAGCAAUAAUGAAGCAAUGGUUGGUGAGAAUCAAAUGGGUCAUGCCAAUGUUGUUCUGUGAAAGUAAUUUAGACAUCUCCAUGUAUAUUCUAAUAGAAAAGCAGAUAAAUGUCAGGCAGUAUGAUUUAUAUGUUAAAAGACACUGAAAAACAUGUUCACUAAAUUCAAUAAAAUAUGCAAACUUGUUAUAUUGUAUUGCAUAAUUAUUUUGUUUUUCCCUUGUGCUUUAUAGCGGGAAGACUUUCAUUCCUCCAUCUCAUGACAGACCCAACCACAAUUAUACAGGAAUUAAGUCCAGUCACGUUGUCAAUCAAUGUCACAUGAUGUCAAAGUUG
Molecule: messenger RNA, 2894 nt
Organism: Owenia fusiformis
Lineage: Eukaryota; Metazoa; Annelida; Polychaeta; Sabellida; Oweniidae
Source: the annotation of a GenBank genome assembly